AAUACUUGCUGUUCGAACUAAGAACAACGAAUGCACCGGCUCGCACGCAAAAGGCAAAUGGCAAUCAUUGUCAGUCACUUUAGUUUUAAAGAAGAACAAUACCGCAAUACCAUCGCCGUGGUAGCCGGAGGUCGAUGGGAUGGAUGUAGUUCUCGUUCGUGAUCAGUGCACGCUCCACUACUGUCUAGCUCAGAAAGACGAUCAUCGCGCGCGCGAUAAUGAUAUCGGGCCAAAAACACUGAACAGUGUCACAACAGACGCAAUCCACAUCAGCAAGUUAAUAUCAACUGGCAGCUAUCUUCAGAAUCUCUUUUUGCACAUCAACAAUUACUAACGAUGACGCGCAUUUACCUUCUAAUCUUCUGUUACAUUUUUAAUUCUGCACUAAGCGAACCAGCUACGUGGCUGAUGCAGGGCGAUGAGUUUACCGAGGAUGAAGUGACGUCUCGAAUUAUCCAGCUGGAGAGCCACGAGUCAUACUCCCCGGUGAGCAGUAGAGCAGAGAUGUACUACAGAGCUCGACCGGGCAAGCUCAUCAAUUGCGUGAUCGCCGCGUCCGUCUACCAGCAAGGCCACGUGAGCGUGGUGAAGGGCGGCUACAGAGACAACUACGUCCGGAUUAAUUACAUGACGGAAAGCGGCAAAGCAGACGUCUUUUACGUUUUUGUACAGACAGUGAAGAGUGAAGCGGUGUUCGUUGAUGAGAACUCGAGAUUAGGCAUCGUUUACGAGGAAUUACCCAUGAGGAAUUGAACCCUCGCGGAGAUACAGAAUUACUUUCGGAUGUACAAUACCGAUAUUUUUCGAUCGUAAUAGGA
This is a messenger RNA of Mycetomoellerius zeteki, 818 nucleotides long. RefSeq lists its product as uncharacterized. The coding region runs from base 337 to 753 and encodes 138 amino acids. Lineage: Eukaryota; Metazoa; Arthropoda; Insecta; Hymenoptera; Formicidae. The record is from RefSeq and is a predicted model, not a curated record. The transcript is spliced from 3 exons.